Molecule: messenger RNA, 1612 nt
Organism: Populus nigra (black poplar)
Lineage: Eukaryota; Viridiplantae; Streptophyta; Magnoliopsida; Malpighiales; Salicaceae
Exons: 2
Coding region: 261-1034 (257 amino acids)
Cellular component (GO): ribonucleoprotein complex
Molecular function (GO): RNA binding
Source: RefSeq, a predicted model, not a curated record
UGGGCUUUUAGGCUUCAGCUUCAAAACAGGGCUGGCAAUGGCAUGCUGGCAUCCCCUUCCUAUUUCGCAUUCCAUAAUGGUAAACAACUAAACACCAUCAUUCCAGCAUCAGUUUCCCUAGCAAAACUAAAAAAGCCUUUCGGGGCCUAGAGAGCUUCAGUUUCCAGCAAGAAGAAAGGACAACCCGAACAAAAGAAGCAAUUUCACACUUGCAAGCUAAGCACGCACGCACGCACUUAUUCAAGAGAAUCGAAAAGGAAAUGUUCUAUAGAGGAUAUCCUGACGGUCCUGAUGGACGUGAAAUGGGUGCAAAACGUCAGCGGAUGGUUGAUCAGGGUCCUUCAUUCUAUGGUAAUUCCCCUGGUUCAAGUUUUAUGUACAACACACCUCCCUAUGGAUAUGUUAGCCAGCCACCUCCGCCUUUCCCUGUUGUCCGCCUUCGUGGUCUUCCUUUUGACUGCACAGAAACUGAUGUGGCUGAGUUCUUUCGUGGUUUGGACAUAGUUGAUGUUCUUUUUGUUCACAAGGGUGGUAAGUUCACUGGUGAAGCUUUUUGUGUUCUGGGGUAUCCUCUUCAAGUUGAUUUUGCACUUCAAAAGAACAGGCAGAACAUGGGCAGGAGAUAUGUUGAGGUUUUUCGGAGUAAGAGGCAGGAUUAUUACAAGGCAAUAGCAAAUGAAGUUUCAGAAUCUCGUGGUUCACCACGACGAAAUAUCUCUAGGGCUAAAUCUUACGAUGAGGGAAAGGACUUAGCCGAGCAUACAGGGGUAUUACGAUUGAGGGGGCUGCCAUUUUCAGCUGGCAAGGAUGACAUAAUGGAAUUCUUUAAAGAUUUUGUUUUAUCUGAAGAUUCGAUUCAUAUUACGAUGAAUUCAGAGGGUAGGCCAACUGGGGAAGCCUUUGUGGAGUUUGCAAAUGCAGAAGAUUCUAAAGCAGCGAUGGCCAAAGAUAGGAUGACUCUUGGGAGUCGUUAUAUAGAGCUGUUUCCCUCAUCAAUCGAGGAGUUGGAUGAAGCAGUUUCAAGAGGCCGGUGACUCUUAUUAUACAUCUGCUUAUAUCCGGUAUUUUGUACCAGAAAUCUUUAACCUUGCCUUGUUGUUUUAAAUUUUGCUUUACUAGUUUUUCCAUAGUAAGACUACUUGUUUGUUGUUUUGAGCUGUUCAUAUCUAGUCAGAUUGGUAUUCUAAUAUUGUGUAUUGGUCUAGCGUGUAACUUCAUUGGUUUUUAAGGCUUUUGAUACCACCUUUGAAGAAGACUGGUUUAAAGGAGGUUUCCUGGGAAAAUAUAGGUGCUAUUUUGAAGGUCUGAUGACUAUUCUUCCAGAGUGUGAUUGGCUAUUCCAAAAGGGUGUGUGGAUUGUGGAAUUUGUUGGAAUAUGGCUACAUCAAUUGCAUUUCAGUGCUGUGAUUCUCGGUACAAGUUUCCUUUUUCUUAUUGCAUGUCUUGUAGAAGUGAAGAAAGGCAGCAUAUCAUUGUCACUGGAGAAUUCAACUCUUGCUUUUACUGUCAUAAUUGCUGCAUGUCAAGUAAUGUAUUUAAUUUCUUGCUCCUGUUUCUUGUAGCAAAUACUCUAGUUGAUGAAUAGGUUUUUCUCUCGUCGAUUUGACUUGAA